This is a messenger RNA of Musa acuminata AAA Group (dessert banana), 867 nucleotides long. Its product is annotated as ras-related protein RABA2a. The record is from RefSeq and is a predicted model, not a curated record. Gene Ontology annotation, cellular component: endosome. The coding region runs from base 46 to 723 and encodes 225 amino acids. The transcript has 2 exons. NCBI's taxonomy places the organism in Eukaryota, Viridiplantae, Streptophyta, Magnoliopsida, Zingiberales, Musaceae. Gene Ontology annotation, biological process: vesicle-mediated transport. Gene Ontology annotation, molecular function: GTPase activity; GTP binding.
GCCGAUGGCGUGUGAAGCACAACGGAGCGAACCUCGACGACGGAGAUGGAGGACAGACGGAGGGAGAUGGCGAGGCGAGGGGGGCUGGAAGAUGAGUACGAUUAUCUGUUCAAGGUGGUGCUGAUCGGCGACUCCGGCGUCGGCAAAUCCAACCUCCUCUCCCGCUUCACCCGCAACCACUUCUCCAUCGACUCCAAGUCCACCAUCGGCGUCGAAUUCGCCACACGAACCCUCCAGGUAGAAGGCAAGACAGUGAAAGCACAGAUAUGGGACACAGCAGGCCAGGAACGAUACCGGGCAAUUACCAGUGCCUACUACCGCGGUGCUCUUGGUGCACUGCUCGUCUACGACGUGACCAAACCGAAGUCCUUCGAGAAUGUCGACCGGUGGCUCAAGGAGCUGCGUGAUCACGCCGACGCCAACAUCGUGGUCAUGCUCAUCGGCAACAAGACUGAUCUCAAACACCUUCGCGCCGUCGCCUCCGAGGACGCACAGAGCUUCGCUGAGAAGGAAGGUCUCUCCUUCGUCGAGACCUCUGCGCUCGAGGCCACAAACGUGGAGAAGGCCUUUCAGAUCGUUCUCGCGGAGAUAUAUCGGAUCAUCAGUAAGAAGUCCUUGGCGUCGUCAACUCAGCCUCCUUCAGAAGGAAUCAAGGAAGGGAGCACAAUUGUGGUUUCAGGGUCUGAUACAAGCAGUACACAAACUAGGUGCUGCUCCACAUAGAUGUCCAACGAAUCUAAUAGGGAUUGUGUUGCUCAAAUGCUAGUAAUCUGCAGACUCUCAUAAUUCCCAUGGGAAGUCAUAUCAUUCACCAGAUAUAUCUGUAAGGAACGGCUGGUUUAUAUCUUGUGAGCCUUGGUUGAAUUC